This is a messenger RNA of Pyricularia grisea, 483 nucleotides long. RefSeq lists its product as uncharacterized. NCBI's taxonomy places the organism in Eukaryota, Fungi, Ascomycota, Sordariomycetes, Magnaporthales, Pyriculariaceae. The record is from RefSeq and is a predicted model, not a curated record. The coding region runs from base 1 to 483 and encodes 160 amino acids. The transcript has 2 exons.
AUGGCUCCUCUCAUGAAACUCCUUGUUCUCUUCGUUGCUGCCACUCCGGCGAUUGCCGCCCUGGGUAAGAUCGGGACCACCACCAACCACAAGGGCAACCCCCUCGGUGUGGGCAAGGAUCUCUGCGAGAACAUUGGCUACACUGGCCCCCCUCGCGAUGUCAACAAACGCCCCUUCCUCGAGGAUUGCAAGAAGCUUCUCAGCAAUGCCGAGACCAUGGGCGACAACGAGGACUCGACUGUCGUGUACAAGGACAAGAACCGUAUCUACUGGAUGGGCAAGCAAGAUGUGAUCGAGCUCCUCCGCAUGGUCACCACUGGCACCAACAUCCGCGAGGAUCGCCUUUCAGCUCGGGGUGAAGCCUACAACUGCCUUGUCACGGAUCUUGAGGAGUACCCCGUCGGCAAGCAGUACAUGGAGUUCCUUAUCGACGACCCCGCCAACUUCGAAUUCCCAUUCCGCACCACUUGCCAAGACAACUAA